GGGGAAAAAAUUCCGGGCUCGACCGUUUAAACUAGUGUUUGUCCGGCGGUUGGGAUGGUUGGUUCUUGGGAGGAUUGGGAAAUGAGAGGUCAGGAGAUAAUGAGAGGAUCCGGGAGGACAAUCAAGCUACUGCGAUGGAGUUUCAUAACCCGUUUUACGUGAAGUGGCGUUAAACUCGGUGAAAAAUGCGAUAUUCGCGCUAUACAGUAGCUGUGAAAUAUGUUUUUCACUAGUGUUCGCGGGUGAAACUUGAAUGAUAAUAAAUCACGUCAACUCGAUAGUGUUAAACACCUACAGGUCUUUCGGGUGCGACUUGGAACAUUCGGUCGUUGAGGAGAACAAAGUUUUGAAGUUGGUUGGAAGUUUAACUAAAAUUAUGAGAGGUAGUCCAGAUGUGAAUAGCUCAUUUGCGAGGGGGAAUAGUCGUUCGAGGGUGUGUCGAAUCACUCACAUUGGACCGUCGGAAUUUUGGUGAUUUUGUGAAGGUGGGAGAUGCUUUCAUUUGGUAGAGUUGAGUUGUAACUCGUCGUAGUGGUCUAUAGCAGUAGCAGGAGGAUGUCGGGUAGUGAAGUAGUUAGAUGUGGCUGGGUGGGGAAGUAUACAGGAGCUGGCAGGGAGGACUAUGUGAAAUACCACGAUAACGAAUGGGGGGUGCCCGUUGUGGCUGAUGAUCGCCUUAUGUUUGAGAUGAUCUCGCUGGAGGGAGCGCAGGCUGGCCUCAGCUGGGCGACGAUUUUGGCUAAGCGGAGCGGGUAUAAGAAAGCAUUCAAGGACUUUGAUAUCGAGGCGCUUGUGCGGGCAACAGAAGAGGCUUCAUCGAUGGAUGUGCUAGUUGAUGCUGUACUUGACAGUGAUUGUGAUGUGGUGAGAAGUCGAAGAAAGAUCGAGAGUGUGUAUAGGAAUGCGGAGGCGGCUAGAGCUGUUCGGGAGGAGUA
Molecule: messenger RNA, 935 nt
Organism: Perkinsus marinus ATCC 50983
Lineage: Eukaryota; Perkinsozoa; Perkinsida; Perkinsidae
Product: DNA-3-methyladenine glycosylase, putative
Exons: 3
Biological process (GO): base-excision repair; DNA alkylation repair
Molecular function (GO): DNA-3-methyladenine glycosylase activity
Source: RefSeq, a predicted model, not a curated record